AUGGCACUGCUUGGAAUCGAGCCUGUGACUCUGGACGCUGUUGGGCCCGAGCCGUUGUUUAUAACCACACUUAGAUCUCUUAACCACGGACUGAAACAGCGGACCCAACCACCGAAGCUGGACACGAGAAGGGGACCCGACUCGGUCGAGCCUACCCGUUCAAGCGACUCCAGUUCUUCUUGCAACCAGGCCAACGAUGACGCAGCGCCGCUUCCGAGCGAAGAAGGAAAAGACGAUCCAGUGGAAGAAUACAACGGCGUGGGUAACGAUUAUCACAAUGACCCGCAUGACGGCGAUGUGCAGGCCGGCGAUGCGGAGGCCGGCGUUGCGCAGGCCGGCGAUGUGCAGGCCGGCGAUAUGCAGGCCGGCGAUGUGCAGGCCGGCGAUAUGCAGGCGUGUGGCAACCACGUGGAACAACAGGAUGCCCUCCCGGACCAAUAUGUUGGCGAUUACCCUAGAAAACCGACAGAUCAGGAACUAGACGGCGCGGCUGACCAAGGCGGAACAUUUAGGAAUGGAUCCUUUGGCAGUGCGAAUGGAGCAGAGUCGCCGGUGCUGAUUGUGACUACAAUUCGAGGGCUUAAUGACUGGCAUAGAUGCUGUAUCUGUUAUCGUGAAGAUCCGUGCGAUGAGAGCUCAGGUUGUAAGCGAAUAAAGCUGAUUAGCGACCCCAGGCACGACUUUAGGGAGAAGGGAUCAAGAAUCUACUGCUGUACUUACGCCAUGUUGGAUGCCCUGAGGAUGAACCUUGACGACCAUUUCAUUUUCUCCAUGCUUUGGGCCGCAGUGGUCUUGGAGUAUAACGAACUCUGUUUGCCGUUCGCGCUGUCUACGACAUCCCUGUCUAUCUUGCGAUUGAGAUGUGAUCAGUGGUAUACCGUGAACGUGCCGCGGGUAGAUAGCGGCGAUGUUAUGUCUUGGCUCUACAUCUAUGACCUUGCACUGAGUUUUAGUUCCGUGUGGUCGCGUGAGGAUCGGUCGUUUCUAGACUUUGAGGCCUCUCAAAUAUUGACCAAGACAGGUGGCGUAGCUGCCUUUAACGGCAGAAUGUUGGGUGACACGAUAAGCAAACGGCUUUGGAUCAUACUCGAAAAUGAUUGUGAUUGGAAUUUCAAUCUUCCAGUACUCAAAAUGGAAAAAUGGAUCUGUCAGGCGUCCCCUAAAUGGAGUCGUUUCUAUCAUGAAGACCGACUAUCUCUUCCACAAUCUGGACUCAAGAACAGAACAGCACUUGUCGAAAAAUGUUGGGCAAACGGCACUAGCGAACAUCUACUGUGUCAAGCGUGCUCUUUACCCUACCCUGAUCAGUUCACGCCUUGUUGCAUCACCUCAUUCCAUAAAAAAUGCUGGAGGAUAGAGGGAGUGUGUCCUGGCUCAAACACUAGGUGUCCCGUGUGCCAUUCCGUUCUCCGUAAGAUGUGUCCUCUGGGUCAGCCCGCAAUCGAAUUCGCGACCGUGAAAUCCGAAUAUGGUCACUUCGCCAUUCGUAAGGACAAGCAAGCCGGAAACAGAUUCUGCUUGGUGUAUGUCAAAAACCCUUCGGAGUUGGAAGCCAGUCUCCAAAGCCCGAACAAACCGGACACGGUCCCCAUCAUAAUUCUGGUGUCCCUUGGGCUCAGGCAAAGGAUAGCAGAACCGACAAUCCUCACCAAUCCCUCCCUCCACCAUUGCAUAUACUCAAUAUAG
Molecule: messenger RNA, 1686 nt
Organism: Gregarina niphandrodes
Lineage: Eukaryota; Apicomplexa; Conoidasida; Eugregarinorida; Gregarinidae
Exons: 1
Coding region: 1-1686 (561 amino acids)
Source: RefSeq, a predicted model, not a curated record